AUUGUUAGGAUUUUUUAAUUAAAAUCUCUUAAAUACUAUUCAUUUCUAAGAGAUUGUGACCACUAAUUGUAUAGUGAAUGUUUUCACCUUAGAAGUGGUGUUCUUUCGUAGCUAUAAAAGUACAGAAAGACACACUAGACUACUUCAAAGUCAAAGGUGUGAACAGAUCAAAUCAAAUAAAACUCCCUUUUAACUAAUAAACAAUAAGCAAGUGCUACGAUCCACAGUAACGCAACGUCUAUUACACCUCCGUGGAUUUCACAAACUAGACGUUGACUCUCUCUUUCCAAAAUUCCACCUUAUAUUUUUCACACCAAAACCCUUUUCUCCUCCGCUUUCAUACGAUGACCUUCAUAUGGCGAUCAUCGACACAAACUCCAGCCGUUGGAUCCCUCACAACCUUCUCUUCCUUCUCCUCUUGCUAUUGCUCCAGUCAGUACCGUAUGGAUCCGGUCAGACCACACCGCCCGGAACUACACAAACGAAAGCCAACGAUCCAAUUGUUGUAGUGAUAACGGUUAUGUUUGUGGUGAUCUUCUUCAUGGUCUUCGGUUCCAUCUUCUGUCGUCGAAGCAACGCGCGGUUUUACUCACGUUCUUCUGUUUUCCGAUCCACCGACGCAGACGCGGAGUCCCGCGUGGUGAGGAUCAGAAGGUCGACGGCGCGUGGGCUCGAGGCGGAGGCUAUAGAAUCUUUCCCGACGUUUCUUUACUCGGAGGUGAAGGCGGUGAGGAUCGGUAAAGGUGGUGUGGAGUGUGCGGUUUGUCUCUGUGAAUUCGAAGACGACGAAACGCUGCGUUUGAUGCCUCCUUGUUGCCACGUGUUUCACGUCGAUUGCGUUGACGUCUGGCUCUCAGAACACUCCACGUGUCCUCUCUGUAGAGCGGAUCUUGUCCUCAGCCAACAUGGUGACGACGACGACAGUACUGAAAGCUACUCGGGUACAGAUCCGGGUACGAUUUCGUCGGGUACGGAUCCUGAGAGAGGAAUGGUUUUGGAAUCUUCGGACGCGCAUUUGCUGGAUGGAGUGACGUGGACCAAUAGUAACAUAACGCCUCGGUCAAAGUCAACGGGAUUAUCCAGCUGGCGUAUAACCGGAAUUUUGUUCCCGAGAUCUCAUUCGACCGGACAUUCGUUGGUUCAACCGGCUGGAAAUCUAGACCGGUUUACGUUGACCUUACCUGAUGAUGUACGACGGCAAUUGAUGAAGACAUCGAGGACGAUGGGACACGUGGCGUUAUUACCUCAGGCGAGGAGUUCACGGAGCGGUUACAGAAGCGGUAGCGUCGGGAGCGAGAGAAGCGUUUUUACGUACGGACGGAAGAGUAAUAAUAACAAUCGACGGCUGCAUUCGCUGUCUUUUUCAUUCUCUUUCCGGAGUGGUUCUGUGCGGUCUACUUUCUCCGGAGAUGCGCCAAAGAAUCUUCCGACAUCUGUCGAAGCUGGUGAACGGUCUUUCGAACGGCUCCGACCAGAUGAUCGAGUGUAAAUAAUUGUUUUCUUUUUUACAAUUUGUUAUUGGGAUCGGAUUAAAUGUUGUUAUGCCUCUUAUUUGCUUUUUGACUUUUGGAGCAUGAUCAACAAAAAUGACAAUUAUUUUGUGUCAAAAAAUUUCGUUUGAAGGUUUCAGAAAGAAAAAUGUAUGUGUGAGAUUGUGAAUCUUUUAAAUUAAAUGUAGCUGAUGGGUUUACACAUUUGAUGAAUGGAGUGGCCUUUUAAUAA
Messenger RNA from Arabidopsis lyrata subsp. lyrata, 1722 nucleotides. RefSeq names its product E3 ubiquitin-protein ligase ATL9. The coding region runs from base 356 to 1489 and encodes 377 amino acids. NCBI's taxonomy places the organism in Eukaryota, Viridiplantae, Streptophyta, Magnoliopsida, Brassicales, Brassicaceae. The record is from RefSeq and is a predicted model, not a curated record. The transcript has a single exon.